AUGGAUGGUAUCUUAGGACAAUUGCUCGUUAGCGAUCUUGCAUAUGACAUAUCUGAAAGAGAACUCUAUAAUCUUUUUCUACCUUAUGGUAGAAUAGAAAAAAUCAGCUUGAAUCGUAAAAAGGAAAAAAACCUGUCAAGCGCUAUAAUCACCUACUCAGAUGAGAAUUGUGCUAAAAUGGCUCGUUUAGAAUUGAAUGGAAUUAUGCUGAAAAGCAAGCACAUUUUAGUAAUUCCUUAUAGUGCAAAAAGAGAUAAAUGGUGAUAUUGAUGGAAAUAGGACUACGAGGCGCACUCCCUAGCAGGUCAGACGCAUUCUGAUAAAGCUGAAGUAUGGCUUCAGUCGGUUUUUAAAGCAGCACUACAGGCCCGGGGAAGUCUUGUCGAAGAGGGAUGCUUUGUUUCUUUCCAGGAUGGGCUAGGCAGGUUGUGUCUACCAUAUGCACCUUCUCAUCGGGAUCAUCAGAUCACUCUAAAAGAGGAGGCUCUGCCCUAGGGAACUGAUCGCUUGGAAAGGUGGUUCAGCUCGAAAAUCCAAAAUGGUGACAUUUUUAGGCUCAGAUAGGCGACAGUUAGUGAGUUGAGCCGCUUAUGGCUGACAUAAUCGCUCAAUAUUUAUAUAAUAUAUUAUAGUGCAGCGCUCCAGAAAAUCCAAAAAGCUAAUAUUUUCGUUAAAAACAUCCCAAAAGACUUUACAACAAAAGACCUUGAAGCCUGAUUUUCUAAAUAUGGGGAAAUUGUAAGUUCAAAAAUAUGUUACAAUGCAAAUGGACAGCCUUUAGGGUACGGAUUUAUCCAAUUCACUUUAAAAGAUGCAGCAGAUAAAGCGGUUCAAGCUCCAAUAGUAGUAAAAGACACAAUAAUUACAGCAGAAAGGUUCAUCCCCAAACAAGAUAGAGCUAUUUCAUCCAAAAAUAAUGUGUAUGUCAGAGGAUUCAAUGAAGCCUUUAGUGAAGAAUCCCUAGAAGCAAUUUUCUCAGAAUAUGGGAAAGUCACUAGUAAAAUAAUUUGCAAGGACCCAGAUGGAAACUCCAAAUGUUUUGGCUUCGUGUGCUUCGAACACUCAAAAAGUGCUGAGCAAGCAGUUCAAGCGCUUCAUGGUAAAACAAAUGAGCUGGGGUUCGAAUGAUUUGUAUGUCAAGCUGUCAACAAAUUUGAAAGAAGUCUCAUGAUAAAACGAGAACUAGCAGAGAAAAGAGAAGAUUGGAAAAAGCGAAAUUUGUGCUUAAAAGGGAUACCGACUGGAUUGACUGAGGAGCAGCUGAAAGAAAUCCUGAGAGAGUAUGGAGAAAUUGAGUCUUUGAAAAUAGCCACUAUAGACAACUACAGGGUUGAUGAUAUUGUUACAUUAGAAAAGAAGCCUACCGGCACUGUUUUAGUAUGUUUCAAAGAUAAAAAGGAAGCAGAAAAAGCUUUAAAUAGGCUGCAGCAUCUAAAAAUCAAUAAUUUAGAAAUAAAAGUUUUCAAGUGGAAACCUAGAGCAGAGUUGAUACAGUCAAUUAAAAAGCAUAAAAAUACUCAAAAGAUGCCUCCUGAACAGAUUUUAAAGCAAAAUGGGCAGAGGUUUUUCAACCCGUGGAUUCAGCCUAAAUUUUCGUAUCGGCAGUUAGCCAGACCUAGGCAAAUAUAUCAAAAUCAAAAAUAUACUCAAGACACUCCUCAAAGAAGUCCAGAAUGUGAGCCUGUUAAUUUCAAUUAUGAAUUUUAUCAAAUUUCAGAUGGUCCUACAAGAAAGCAAAUUCUUGGAGAAACAAUUUACACAGAAAUUCUCCCACAUUUUAAAGAAUUCACAGGUAAGGUCACUGGGAUGAUUCUUGAAAUGCCAGAAACGGAGCUACUUGGUCUUUUAAAAGAGAAAAGGCUGCUAAACUCAAAGGCUAACGAAGCUUUGGAGGUCUUAAAAGAGCAUCUUGGCCGUCAUAAUUAA
Molecule: messenger RNA, 1926 nt
Organism: Blepharisma stoltei
Lineage: Eukaryota; Ciliophora; Heterotrichea; Heterotrichida; Blepharismidae
Source: the annotation of a GenBank genome assembly